Messenger RNA from Anastrepha obliqua, 555 nucleotides. RefSeq lists its product as uncharacterized. The record is from RefSeq and is a predicted model, not a curated record. Lineage: Eukaryota; Metazoa; Arthropoda; Insecta; Diptera; Tephritidae. The transcript is spliced from 3 exons. Bases 1 to 555 code for a protein of 184 amino acids.
AUGGAUAGCAGAAGGAACAUGGAAUAUUUGUCUCCAAAUCAAUAUAUGAGAUUAUCUGACGCUGAAAAAGAGCAGUACAUACAAAACCUGUUUGACGUAAUCUCAGAUGAUGAAUUAUUUGAAUUUUCCUCCCCUGAAGGGGAUGAAAGCGAACAAGUAGCAGUAGCAGAUGGCGUGGUUGAAUCGGAUGUAGAAGACCCUGAUUACACAAUUGACAAUGCCCAGGUAGAUGAGGCUGAUUACGAAGAAUCUGACAAUGAAUCUGAUGCUGCAGAUGAUUCUGAGGAGAUUAAUUUGCGUGCAGCUGAAUUCGUAGCACGUGAUGAUACCAUAUGGAGCUCACAGCCACGACUUGCACGCCAAACUAGGCAACAAAAUAUUUUGCGACAGCGAACCGCCUCCCGUGGCGCAACCGCCCUACAACAUCAGGCUGCGACAACAACAGCGGAACGCACAGCAGAGCCAACACAGGCAACCUCACGCGUCCCUCACACACCGAGUUACGACUAUACUAUGAGCUGGAACUCCUCCAACUUAACUGCGACGGACUCAUGA